Messenger RNA from Perognathus longimembris pacificus (Pacific pocket mouse), 3853 nucleotides. RefSeq names its product gamma-aminobutyric acid type A receptor subunit alpha1 (gene Gabra1). The transcript is spliced from 10 exons. Gene Ontology annotation, molecular function: GABA-A receptor activity; transmitter-gated monoatomic ion channel activity involved in regulation of postsynaptic membrane potential; benzodiazepine receptor activity. NCBI's taxonomy places the organism in Eukaryota, Metazoa, Chordata, Mammalia, Rodentia, Heteromyidae. Bases 95 to 1465 code for a protein of 456 amino acids. Gene Ontology annotation, cellular component: dendrite membrane; postsynapse; GABA-A receptor complex. Gene Ontology annotation, biological process: monoatomic ion transmembrane transport; nervous system process; synaptic transmission, GABAergic. The record is from RefSeq and is a predicted model, not a curated record.
GCUCCAGACGCCCGGCUCGGCCGCUCGCCCGCACGCUUCGCCCCGCUGCCCGCGAUCCGGAGCCCGCGGCGGCCCCGAGCUGCUGAAGCCGGGGAUGAAGAGAAGUCCGCGUCUCUCUGACUAUCUCUGGGCCUGGACCCUCUUUCUGAGCACCCUGACUGGAAGAAGCUAUGGACAGCCCUCGUUACAAGAUGAGCUUAAAGACAAUACCACUGUCUUCACCAGGAUUUUGGACCGACUCUUAGAUGGUUAUGACAAUCGCCUGAGACCAGGAUUGGGAGAACGCGUGACCGAGGUGAAGACUGACAUUUUCGUCACCAGCUUUGGACCUGUUUCCGACCAUGAUAUGGAGUACACGAUAGACGUGUUUUUCCGUCAAAGCUGGAAGGACGAGCGGCUCAAGUUCAAGGGACCCAUGACCGUCCUCCGCCUCAACAACCUCAUGGCCAGUAAGAUCUGGACCCCGGACACCUUCUUCCACAACGGGAAGAAGUCCGUGGCGCACAACAUGACCAUGCCCAACAAGCUGCUGCGGAUCACCGAGGACGGGACCCUGCUCUACACCAUGAGGCUGACGGUGCGAGCCGAGUGCCCGAUGCACCUGGAGGACUUCCCGAUGGACGCGCACGCCUGCCCGCUCAAGUUCGGAAGCUAUGCCUACACGAGAGCAGAAGUGGUCUAUGAGUGGACGAGAGAGCCCGCUCGCUCCGUGGUGGUGGCAGAAGAUGGGUCCCGCUUGAACCAGUAUGACCUUCUGGGACAGACAGUGGACUCUGGGAUUGUUCAGUCGAGCACAGGAGAAUAUGUCGUGAUGACAACUCACUUCCACUUGAAGAGGAAGAUCGGCUACUUUGUGAUUCAGACCUACUUGCCGUGCAUCAUGACGGUCAUCCUCUCCCAAGUCUCCUUCUGGCUCAACAGAGAGUCCGUGCCCGCGAGAACUGUCUUCGGAGUGACAACUGUGCUGACUAUGACGACUUUGAGCAUCAGUGCCAGGAACUCCCUCCCAAAGGUGGCCUACGCCACGGCCAUGGACUGGUUCAUCGCAGUGUGCUAUGCCUUCGUCUUCUCCGCUCUGAUCGAGUUCGCUACUGUCAACUAUUUCACCAAGAGGGGCUAUGCAUGGGACGGCAAAAGUGUGGUUCCAGAAAAGCCAAAGAAAGUGAAGGAUCCACUCAUUAAGAAAAACAACACAUAUGCUCCAACAGCAACCAGCUACACCCCUAAUUUGGCCAGGGGUGACCCUGGCUUAGCCACCAUUGCUAAAAGUGCAACGAUAGAGCCCAAAGAAGUGAAGCCUGAAACAAAACCCCCAGAACCCAAGAAAACCUUCAACAGCGUCAGCAAAAUCGACCGGCUGUCAAGAAUAGCCUUCCCGCUGUUAUUUGGAAUCUUUAACUUAGUCUACUGGGCUACGUAUUUAAACCGGGAGCCUCAGCUCAAGGCCCCCACCCCGCACAAGUAGGUCCUGUCAGUCACGUUCUGUUGUUCUGUCCUUCACACUGGGAAUUGCUUUCUGUUCAAAGCGCAGUGAUUCCUAUCUGCUUUAUUGCCUCUGUCUUAAAAAGAAUUUGAAGGUUUCCUUAUUUCCAUAACUCAUAUAAGAACAAGAGACCCCUGACUGGCAGUCCAGAGCAGAGCAGAAUAUAUAGUUCAGAGACAGGAAAGGAAGCGCGAGAGAGAAAUCAAGGGAGAAAAAUGAUGUCAGGAGACAGAUGUGACAGGAAGAGAGGGAAAGAAGUCCAAAGAGGAAAAGAGGAAGAAAAAAUAAAUAGAGCUUACCUAUAACACCUAAAUCAUUUGUAGAUAGAUUGCCAAAUAUUCUUUAAUAAAAGAUACUGUACAUGUCAAAAAUAUUUUUGUGUGGAGGUAUUUAAGAGGAUAAAUUAUAAAUGUUUAACGAAGAAAAUUCUAAAGCACCUAUGUCUUUCUUGCACAAGCGAUGGGGUGCUCUUGGUGUUGUUUUCUUUUUUUAAGCAGAUGUAGAGCUUUAACAUUUUGUUCCCAAACUGACAUACAAAAAUCUCUAAUGCAUUAUUUAGUUGUUAAAUGCUAUUUUAAAAUUCGUAGAAAUUUUGUAGGCAAGGUUGCCACUGUUGGAUGCAGAGUUCAUUUAAUCCAAUGCAGAGAAACACUUUGAAUAGACUGCUUUGCUACCAUAUCAAGUUUUGCUACUCUUCUCGAUAAAGAAUCAUCUUGAGACAUCUGAAUUAUUUAAUCAACUAGUUUUUAGAAAACACACCCUUUUUCCAUUCUACUUCCAGAUAGUAAAUUGAUUCAAUAAUCACUCUAUUCUUAUUACGAAGAUGUUUUUAGAGGGGCAAAAGUAUUUUGCAAGCUCUAGAAUUGUUGAAUGUAUUCUUUUAUAUAACUACAUUAAAAGCUUUAGAUUGAAAUUUAUGACUAGAACACGAAAAUACAAUAUAGAAAUUACAUUUGUAAAUAUUCAGCAUGGGACUGUACAUUUUUUUUUACUUUUUUAAAAGUUAUGUUCAUACGAUUUGCAUAGAAAUCACCACGGGUAGCUGUCAGAAUGUGGUUGAAAGCUAGGAGUAGACAUCGGAGCCUGUACUUUAAGACAGGACAGCAUGUCAGGAGUUGAGUAUGAAGUCCUCUUAUUAUACAAAAAAGAGCCUAAUUCCAGACUGGUGUUUGGUGUCCCAUAACACAUCAGUGGGUCUCUCCUCGAGUCCUGCCAUUCCACAUUUUCCUAUGUGAAGCUCUUGUACUAUAGAAAGAAAAUGGGAAGCCUUCGCUGGAGCUAGAAAAAAAAAUUCAACUGUAUAUUAUUGCUAUAUUUGCUGAUAUCAACUAUUUCAAUAAGUGCUGUACCAUAUGUAACAUUCACUAUAAAAUACAUGACAGAGUGUACAGGAAAUAGCUUUUAUUGGGUAAUCUUACUACAUUUCAUUUAUACUGUAGCAAUAUAUUUGUAGGCAUACUAUGUAAGGGCUUUAAAUUAAAGAGGUCCAUUAAGACUCCCUAUAAAAAUUCUAGUCUUUCAUUACUGCCCAGAUGUUUUAGAAAUAAAUAUUUAUGCAGAAGGUAUUUUUGGAGUCUCCUUUGUCAGAGUUUCACAGAUCUUUAAAUUUAGUGUUGAGAAUCUACAGGUCAUGGUGUCAACAUAUUUACAAUAAUAUGACAUACAACGUUCCGUAUCAUUGCCAAAUGACAGUUGAGAUUCCUAUCUUAGUUUUGAGCAAUGGUUUUCUCCAAAAGCUGCUAUCCAAUGAUGGAGUAAAAUAUAACUGUUUUCCUAAACAAACUCUGGUUUUCAUUUUUAGAUGUGUUUCACUGUUCGAUUUGGUCUUGCCUAAAUUUCAUGAGCUAGUCCAAUAAAGGCUGACCACGGACAUUCAUCCUCUGGUUUCAUCUGUAGAUACUAUGUAUAGAAAAUAAAAUAAAUGAUGGCUCUAACUUCUAUGUUGCUGUUUAUCUUGUUAUUUCUCGACGUUGAUCUAAUGUAUUUCUUGAGAGCAUUUUAUCUCCCAGACUCCUCCUGGCUAACCUUUGAUCUGUACUUUGCUCAUUAGAUGUGAAUAAUUCUUAGUCUGCUUUUCUGCUAUGCAAUGACUGCAUUCCUCCCAUUUCUUAGUUGUUAGUACAUGUGGGUAGCACUCUAUUGUAUAAACUGAUUGCACAGUUAUCAAAGACCAAUUAUUCUAUGUAGCUUUUUCUACAGUGCUUUGCUAAACCAUGUGAUGCUAGGUUAAGUCUUCCUUGAAAAUAAAGAUGCACUCUUAUAGAGGACAGUUCCUGUUUACUCCCAGGAUUCUUUUUUCCCAAAAGAUGACAGUGAAUGUUUAUUGCACCUUAGUGCAGUGAAGUGGCAAUAAAACCUAACAAGAGUCAA